AUGCUGAAUAUAAUAAGGAUCUCUGUGCUGCUCGCUUCAUUUGUUUCACUGGCCCUAGCUACGGCCCCAGUCCAACUCUACGCCCACUCCCUUGAGACCCAUGAGCUCAGCAUCAACUUGGGAGUGUUGACAUACAACGAGACUUCAGGCUCCACACAGGUCAUAGAUGCUCCUGAGCUUCCAGAGUUUGAAGAAGGUGACUACUGUAUCGGUGCUGAGAUUAAUGGUAACUUCCAGUGUCAUAGUUAUGCUCGCCUUGAAUUCCCAUUGAGAUAUGAAUUAAUCAUCAGCACAAAACCGAAAACAGGUGAACUGAUCUCCAUGUCAUUUAGACGUGCUGAAAACGAAGGUAUUAAAUCAAUCAUUAAACCAGCUGUACCAGGUGCUCAACCAGCUACCAAAGAAGCACCAAAAGUUGUCAAGAAUGCCGAAGGGAAAGAAGUCUUGGAAGAAGAAGAACCUCCAAAAUCAUUCAUACAGAAAUACUGGAUGUAUAUUGUCCCAGCCUUGAUAAUGUUCAUGAUUUCCUCAGGACAAGAACCUCAAGGCCAAUGA
Molecule: messenger RNA, 555 nt
Organism: Hansenula anomala
Lineage: Eukaryota; Fungi; Ascomycota; Saccharomycetes; Phaffomycetales; Wickerhamomycetaceae
Gene: EMC10
Product: Emc10p
Exons: 3
Coding region: 1-555 (184 amino acids)
Source: RefSeq, a predicted model, not a curated record